UCAAGAGCAGAAUUUGUUGUGGGAAAGAAAAGUGAAAAUUCGAACUCUAUAUAAAUCGCAGUCGAAAUAGCUUUAUUCACAUUACUACCCAGACGGAACACAACGAAGAAGAAGAAGAUGAAUUCUCUACUUUACUUCUGCGCACUUUGUGUUAUACUGUCAAGUCCAGCAUAUGGUUACCGUUGGUGUUGCAAGUCGAUUGCCGAGUUUCGGAAAUGUUCGGUGUUAAGUGGAGGAAACAGCGCAUUCCAGUUCAGCUGUGUACUUGCCAAUGGAACUGCUGACUGCAUGGACAAAAUUGCGCACGAUACCGCUGAUAUAAUAGACCUGGACAGCGGGGACGUUUUCAAAUACAGAGAUCAAAUAACAGUUAUCGGUGCUGAAGAUUACGGCAAUGGAGUUGCCAAAUACCACGCUAUUGCCGUCGUUCGUAAGAACGCAGACCCAAGCAUUAGUUUGCAUAACCUUGCUCAUCGAAGAACCUGCCAUACAGCUGUGGGGAAAACGGCAGGUUGGAACAUGCCUAUAGGAUGGAUGAUACGCAACAACAUCAGUCCGAGCAAUUUCGACAGCAGUUGUGCUCCUGGCGCCAUGGACCCAGAACACCAAGACGUUGUUCCAGAUAACGACUACGAAAAAUGGUGCCGAAACUGCAUCGGUGACGUGUUAGGUAGACACGUAUGCGACCGAGAUCAAGACGAACGUUUUUACGGUUACGACGGUGCAUUCGAUUGCAUGAGUUCUGGCAGUGGGGACGUGGCGUUUAUAAAAGAAACUAUCAUUCUUAAAAAGGAUUUCCAAAACUAUAUGCUGUUGUGUCCAGAUUCACCGCGCAGAGCAAGCCCUCUUGAAUGGAGAAACUGCAACCUGGGUCGUGUUCCCUCUCAUGGCGUUGUUAUGAAACGAGGCACAUCAGCCGAUGUGAUAAACCACACACUUGAAAUUCUCCGCGCAUCAGCAGCAAGUAUACACAACUUUAGCACUCUGAUGGGAAAAAAUCUACUCUGGAGUUCUUCCACUCGUGGAUUUGUUAAUGCGCCCGCAGAUCCUCAGGAGUUCUUAGGCCACGAUUUCUUCUGCAACACGUAUUCGAUUACUUAUGGAGAACCCCACCAAGAUUGCUAAUAUCGUUUCAACAUCGAAAUUUAGUCAUCUUGAUGUAUAUAGUAUUGUGAAUAUUAUUGUGUGACAUUAUAAAGGACACACAUGAGUUUGUGCUACUAAAGCUACUGUUUCAUUUA
Messenger RNA from Ciona intestinalis (vase tunicate), 1241 nucleotides. The record is from RefSeq and is a predicted model, not a curated record. Lineage: Eukaryota; Metazoa; Chordata; Ascidiacea; Phlebobranchia; Cionidae.